AUGCACUGCCCGGCAAAAGACUCACAACGCAUCAGGAAGUUGGAAUACAUCCUUACCCACAUCGGCAUUCGUGAGUGGAUAGGAAAGGAUGCCAAAAUCAGAGUUCAGUACGUGUCGGGCGUCCGUGAUUGGGGAUCUUGGCUUUCCAAAGCACCAGUGACCUACGCCGGAGGUCUCAGAGAUGAUGAGACAGGGGUGCACUGCCUGAUCAUGAUGCCCAGACAGGACUUGCCAUCGAACAUCCGAAUCAUUGCCAACGGCCGGGGCGCCUGCUUGGAAGAACACCCAUUGGACACCAUCAUCCUCCUCAAGCGCCACGCCGCUGAUGAUCAGCUUUGCCAGGAAGCUGUCCUUGGGUUUCCUCAUCGGUAUCUUGAUCGAAUGGGCCUUAUUCCACGAGAACCUCGGCCUUUGAAACCCGUGAAAGCAGAGAAGAGAAAAGACUAUUUGAGUCUUGCAACUGUGUUGCUGUCCAAGCAGCCUACAGAAGCCACAAGACGGGCGGUGGAAUUCCUUGUUCGGAUUUGUGAUGAUUUGAGACCACAGCCCGUCCCUUUUUUGGGUUGGCUGGAAAACCCACACCAGCCUCAAUUAGUUGAAGUUGGGCAACCAUCCAUGCUAAGCAGGCUGGCCCCGCUCAUGAAAUUCAAUGCCCACGUCAGGCCAUGA
Molecule: messenger RNA, 669 nt
Organism: Durusdinium trenchii
Lineage: Eukaryota; Dinophyceae; Suessiales; Symbiodiniaceae
Source: the annotation of a GenBank genome assembly